CACGCUUUGCGGUAGUUAUCUGUCAAAAAACACGCGCAGCAGAAAGCGUUUGCGGCAUGGUCAAGUGUAACAGUAGGUUUAUUGUUGUUGUCCAAGACGUGUGGUGUAGUUUCAGUGAUUCCACUUGGUAGCCAGCUGGGUGAACAUGUAUCAAAGGGAAACACUACUCAAUAUAGACGAAGACAGCCGCAAAGAGAAACGCAGAGAGCGUGCUGAGCUGCAGAAAGAACUCUAUAAGGCGCUCUCCGGUGUGGUGCUGCUCGGUGGACAACCUGCGCAACCGACGGAUGAGAAGUUGUGUGAGUUGGAAGAGCUGUUAAACGAUCCACGAUGGAUCCGGCUCCAAGAUCUGGUGGAAGAGAUGAAGUUCUGGGAUGCGGCGACAACGAUACCGAAGCUCAAAUCGUUUCUUUACAAUGCGCGGCAGCAGGAUGUGAUUGGGAAGCUACUGGACAACACGGCCAUCAGCUUCUCAUACCUCAAGCUAAUUAUACAACACUUUCAGGCUGACAACGAGCGCAUUGAACCGGACCUCAAUGCUCCCAUUCACUAUGCCGUGAGGCAACUGAAUGAUGAACUCCUGGACUGGCUUCUGAACGAUCGGCAACAGCGGGUGGACGUGAAUUUACGCAACAAUCAAAAAGAGACGGCCCUGGGCAUACUCUGCGCGUUGUACGACGAGUGCAUGAAAGAGACCAACCGGCAGCAACGCUCGACGGUAAAUGUGUUGGGCAAAAUAAGACACCAGAUCGGCCAGUUGCUGGCGGCCGGAGCGGACUUUAACAUCUGUAGCAUGCAGCUGAAGUUGCCGUUUGAGCUUCUGCUAAAGCACUACCAAAGCGAUGAAUCUACAGGAAGGUUCGUGGAUCGUUGCGUGCAAGGCGCCGGCCAAGCGCUCGCGAUCGGUCACAUCCAUAAGCGCACGGUGGAGUUUCACAACAAAGAAUCGCCGGUAAAAGUGACGGAGGAGCUGCUGGAAAUUUGUUUGCGCUACAAUGACCAGCAGAGUUUCCUGCACUACUUAGGCAGCUUCACGGUAACGGAUCAGAACGUAAAGAAGCUGAUUCAGGUUGUGCUGCAUACCGCCGUCGAGCAGAAGCUGAGCGAAUGUGUGCGCAAGGUCGUCGACCUGUUCGGUGCCCUGAUAUUUCAAGUCGUCAUUCGACCGAUGGGACGCGAUGCGAAACGCGUAAAGUUACAAAAGUCCUCGGAGCUGGUUCAUCGGGUUGAGUUGAAAGGACUGCUGAAAAAGGCCUGCCUAAUGGCAGACGUGUUGAUUGUUCAGUUAUUCAUGGGCCGUAUGACAGAUUUGUUGGUGCUUAAUGAUGAUCCACUGCUAGCCCUGACGCUGACCAAAGCAUACGAUGCUAAACGCCGCACGGAGGACCGGGAAGCGCUACUGGCGGUGGCGGGCUAUCUGGCAACACAGCAAAACAUUUACAUGUCCAAACCGGACAACUCCGGUAACACACCACUGCAUCUGGCACUGAAAUAUGGUUUCAACGAGAUCGCGACCACAUUAUUGAGGCAACGUUACGCUUACAUUGGUUUGCGUAACCGGGACAACCUGACGCCGUUGGACUACGGUGGGUACGGAUUCUGGAAGACCUAUCUCGAUAGCUGCAUUGAAGUCGACAGUGAACGAUCCGCCCAGGACCGAAACGUACUGCGGUUCAACCUGAACUGCUUGGAACCGUACCGAUUGAAGAAACCACAGGCAACAGGAGUCGCGACAGCAGCCACAAAAACUGCGUCUUCCUCCGCGUUGGCCGGUCAGCAAAAGGAAAGUGGAUUCCACGUUAUCCAGGAAGCAUCGAAAGUGAAACAACAGCCACACAAGUACGCUCGCGUCCAGACCGAAAUGACCGUGAUACGGCAGAUCGCGGAAUCGAAGGAAUUGAAGCGGUUACUGAUUCACCCCAUUAUCUACACGUUCAUUAUGGUCAAGUGGAUUCGGUUAAGCCACUGGACGUACCUGAACCUUCUGCUCACUGUCGGUACGAUGCUGGUUUUCGGAUGGCACUCGCUGGACGCUUGCUCCCUCGAUGGCAGCCCCGCCCUACCGCUCAAGAUCUGUGCAGGCUUUGGCACACUGUGCAUCGUUGUUCGUGAAGUGUUGCAGCUUCUGUUCCUGCGAAAGUCCUACAUUACGUUCGAGAACGCGAUGGACAUUGGGAACAUCGUGGCAAUGGUCGUGGUGCUAUCGCAGGGCUGCAAUGGGCUGCUCUCGUCCUUUCUGAUGAUCAGCUUUGCCAUGCAGCUCACCUUCCUGCUCGGUUCGCUACCGUUCAACACCCUCUCGACCAUUAUGUACAUGUUCAAGACAGUCUCGCAGAACUUUCUCAAGAGCUUCCUGCUCUUUCUGCCACUGAUUAGCUCGUUUAUCUUCGCGUUCUACCUCACGUACAACGAUACACUGGCGGUGGCAGAUGGAUCGGCAUCGGCAGCGAACAGCACCAUCGACACAUCCUCCACUGAGGACAACUUUAACAAUUUCCGCACGUUCUGGAACGCCACCAUCAAGACGCUGGUCAUGACGACCGGUGAGUUCGAGGCGGCUGCCAUCGACUUUAGCGGUGGCAAGCUGCUCCUGUUCAUGGUAUUCCUCUUCUUCGCCCCCAUCGUCAUCCUUAACCUGAUCAACGGUCUCGCCGUCAGCGAUAUUGCGGCGAUCCGCGAGGAAUCCGAGCUGAUCAGUAUCAGCAAAAAGGUGAUGCUGUUGGAGCGGUACGAGCGGGGCGUUGUCAACGUACCACUAGGCUGGAUGAAGCGCAAAUUUCCCGAGCCCUUCUUCGAGUGCCACAACUGUUGGAUACACAUCCGGACCGACCAGUUCCGGAAGAUUUUUAUCCAUGUACUUAACCCGGUGGUAACGCCAUCGGCAGCUGGGUCAGUGGCCGAGCAGAGCACGAAACCGAAAAAGGAAAAACCGACACCGGUCUCGCUGUCCUCCUGUUCCCUGCUGUGGCCCAAUGGCACCGAUAAACUCAUCAACUUGCGCCUCUUCAAGUUAACCUCCUUCCUCAAGCUCGACAGUGCCAUUGCAAACGAGGCGCUGGCCGUGAUCGAACGAAAGCUGCUGAGCACCAAGCAGCCAGCGGUGAUGGAGGCCCGAACUGUGGCCAGUUCCGAGCAACCGCUGGUUACCGGCACAAAGCACACCGUCGAUCUGGCAGCAUUACAGAACGAGGUACGCGAACUGCGUAUCCUCAUGGAACGGUGGCGCCUGGAGCUGCAAGGAAUGCGCAAGGAGAAGCUGGCUGGCCGGAAGCAGCAGAAGACAAAGCAAAAGAAACGAGCGCGGCAGAAGCUGUCAGAGUUAGCUAGGGAUCUUUAGGUGCGGGCGUUACGAACGAAUGGCCAUUUUACACACCUUUAUCCCUUUAGGCCAAUUGCUCUACAUUAGACAGCGUUUGCCGUUGGUCUUUAGAGUUUUAGGCAAGGUUUCCGGGAAAUUAAAAGGGUGUCUCGGCGUUAGAAACUAUAAGCAAACGGCAAAUGGUGUAAUAGUGGCAAUAAAUCGUGAAAAACUGUUCACUUUGAGGUGCUGAA
Anopheles aquasalis is the source of this 3552-nucleotide messenger RNA. RefSeq lists its product as uncharacterized. The record is from RefSeq and is a predicted model, not a curated record. NCBI's taxonomy places the organism in Eukaryota, Metazoa, Arthropoda, Insecta, Diptera, Culicidae. Gene Ontology annotation, biological process: monoatomic ion transmembrane transport. Gene Ontology annotation, cellular component: transmembrane transporter complex; membrane. Gene Ontology annotation, molecular function: monoatomic ion channel activity; protein binding.